Molecule: messenger RNA, 2098 nt
Organism: Ipomoea triloba (trilobed morning glory)
Lineage: Eukaryota; Viridiplantae; Streptophyta; Magnoliopsida; Solanales; Convolvulaceae
Product: LEAF RUST 10 DISEASE-RESISTANCE LOCUS RECEPTOR-LIKE PROTEIN KINASE-like 1.2
Exons: 5
Coding region: 800-1879 (359 amino acids)
Biological process (GO): protein phosphorylation
Molecular function (GO): protein kinase activity; ATP binding
Source: RefSeq, a predicted model, not a curated record
UUACUUUGUUCAUGGAGAGGCUAAGCUCCUAUCUAAUUGUACCAAGGAAUUCUCCUGUGGAGAUUUGGGUUUUGUGGGGUUCCCUUUUGCUAAACACACUCAGCCUCAUUGUGGUUUAGUGGCAGUUAACUGUGAUACUACACCCCCAAUUGUCCAGUUGGGAAUGGGAGGAGAUUGGUAUCAGCUUAAGCUUUUAUUUCAGCCUUUCGGGGCUGACUAUUCGAUCUACCUUGGAGACUCGAAGCUUCAGAAACCCUUUGGCAGCCAUAAUUACUCAAAUUUAAAUUACACCAUCCACUUUCAGAAUUCUCCUUCUAUCACAUUCCUCAGUUUGGAUGCAAGCAUAUUGAACAACUUCUUUUUUAAAUGCAAUGACAGUCAAGCUGAUGAUAUAGGCAAUUAUGAAGGGUAUAACUGUUCUGAUGGAAUUAGUUUGUACUACAAACGUCACUUGCCAGAGAAUAAUCCAAAAUGUGAUGCUGUUAACUGAACCCUGUAUCCAUCUCCAUUUAUUAUUCAACAAACAAAUGAUGGCUUAACUGCUCAAUUUGGAUUGCGCUUGGAAGUCUCAAAAACUUGCCAGGAGUGUUACAAAGGAGGAGGGCAAUGCACAGAAGACAGUAAGAACGAUUUUCUCUGUGCACAAGUAACCACAGGGAACACAACCACAGGGAACAGCACCACUGGGAAAACCACUACAGGGAACAUCACUACAUGGAACACCCCCACAGGAAAUACGAGCAAGCGCAAGCCAAUUCCAAUCAUAGUUUCAGGCGCUUUAGCACUGAUCGUUGUAAGUAUGGCUAUCGUUCUUGUCUGGCAAUGCAAGGAAGGAAGGAAAGGCUACUUGAGAAAUACAUCUUCAGGUCCAACCUCAGACCUUGAGAGGGGCCGCAGUAGGCUCUUUGGAAUUCUAGUCUUCUCCUACUCUGAACUUGAAGAAGCCACACGCAAUUUUCAUCCUUCUAAAGAACUUGGAGAUGGAGCUUUUGGCACUGUUUACUAUGGAAUACUUGGGGGUGGAAGAGAAGUUGCUGUGAAACGCCUUCAUGAGCGCAGCUGCAAGAGAAUGGAGCAGUUUGCAAAUGAAAUCUCAAUUCUCAACCGGUUAAAGCACCAAAAUCUGGUUAGACUAUAUGGAUGCUCAUCAAGGCAUAACCGUGAAUUCCUCCUUGUAUAUGAAUAUAUCCCGAAUGGAACAGUUGCAGAUCACCUCCAUGGCAACAGAUCAGCAGAUCGACUGCUCACAUGGCCAAUCCGCAUGAAGAUUGCAGUGGAAACUGCUGCAGCAUUGGCUUAUCUCCACGCUUCAGGCAUAAUACACCGCGAUGUGAAGACUAGUAACAUAAUUCUUGACAACAAUUUCUGUGUUAGAGUUGCAGAUUUUGGGCUCUCGAGACUCUUCCCAGCUGAUGUCACUCAUGCCACCACUACACCUCAAGGAACACCUGGAUACGUUGAUCCAGAUUAUCACGAGUGUUAUCAGCUCACUUAUAAGAGUGAUGUUUAUAGCUUUGGGGUUGUUCUCAUCGAACUUGUAUCAUCAAUGCCUGCUCUGGACAUGCGUAGGCAUGCUGACGAGAUCCAUUUGGCAAAACUAGCAAUGAACAAGAUUGUAACAAGAGCAUUUGGUGAACUCAUUGAUUCCUCUCUGGGAUAUGAGAAGGAUACUGAAAUCAAUAGAAUGACAACUUCAGUGGCAGCGCUAGCUUUUCAAUGCUUGCAACCUGACAAGGAUAUGAGGCCUACAAUGGAACAUGUUUUGGAGUCACUAAAGGAGAUUCAAGGCAAUGAGUUGAGCAACGAUGACGAAAGGGUGAAUAUUGAGGAAACUAAUGUGUCUAAAGAAGAGGAGGUGCGAGGAAAAGCAAUGCGCUAGACAUGGGUUGGUCCUUCACUUGCAGAUGGUGUGAUUUUGAAGCAUGUUGCAGCUACCAAGAGCAGUUCUUGAAGUCACUUGAACUAGCAAUUGCCUUCUGACUAUAUGGGAUUUGUAGCAUAGUAUUUUAUUUAAUUUUCUUAUCAAACUUGUGAUUAUUGUAGCUAGUGUUUCCUAACCUAUAAAUGAAAUUACCACUUCUAUUCCCCGGGAGUAAAA